Molecule: messenger RNA, 2438 nt
Organism: Vanessa atalanta (red admiral)
Lineage: Eukaryota; Metazoa; Arthropoda; Insecta; Lepidoptera; Nymphalidae
Product: mucin-2-like
Exons: 3
Coding region: 25-1974 (649 amino acids)
Cellular component (GO): extracellular region
Molecular function (GO): chitin binding
Source: RefSeq, a predicted model, not a curated record
CUUCGCGACGCUCCUCGCGGCAACAUGUCUCCCGUGUGGAUCGUGCUCGCUUUACUCCCAAUCCUCGGGGGAGCUCAAAGAUUCAAUUGCCGGGGGCGUAUUCUAGGCGCUUACUAUGCUGAUGCGAAAUCUGGAUGUAAGGCGUUUCACGUUUGUGUGAGAGUCGCUGGAGGUGGAGUUAGAGACUUCAGGUUCUUCUGUCCCCCCGGUACAUUGUUCCAUCAGGAGGCUCAGACGUGUACUGACUGGGGAGACGAUGAUGCCCUAGCUUGCCCUGCAGACAUCUACGAUGGAUUUGACACAAAGAAAGUGCCGUCUUCUGGAAACCGGGAAGAAGAACCUGAAUUUGGACUUCAAAAGGCAGAAACCGGUGACCGUCGCCUGUCACAAAACUCCGAUCUAAGGGCAGCACACUCAUCGGAUUUCUUUACCGGACAACGUGACCGUGGUCGGGAUGAAUCCGCUACUCAAACUCAGCCCCCAAUAUCGAGUCCAACCACACGGCAAUCAUUUAGAAGAGCGACUACAUCGCGUGUGACAUUUACAACAACUCCACACACAACCACUCCACCACCUCCACCAAAACCGUCAAACCCCUCUCAAUAUGACCAUUCUAAAAGAAAACUUGUAAGAAAACGACCCGUUCAUACACCGACUCCCCCUCCUACUACGUCAUUCCAAAAUACCUUCCCUCCGCAAACUUACUCGGAAUCACCACAACAAAAUUUCAAUCGUAGAAAUCCGCCUCAAAACAAACAAAGUUCUACCACAGUUAACAUACCUGCACAAUAUAAAGACGAGUACGUAGAAGUGAGCAAGGUGACUCCGAAACAAAACAUUAAUAGAUACUACCCUAAUAGCCCGACACCUACACCUUUUUCAAAGGCAACACAAGCACCAGCCGUUUAUAAAAAAGAGAACCCUGUUGAAUUGUACAACUACAAUGGUCAAUCAACACCAGGUUUAAGCAAAAACAAUGAUAAUAGGCCUUUUAAACUUAAAAAUAGUUUCAAUGUACAAGCUGACGUUCCUAAAGAUGACUUUGCUCGAAUUAGAAAUUUCAAUGGCAAUAACAAUAGAGUUAAUCCUACAUCUACCGUUGACUAUAAUAUAAUUCGCGGUACAAGUACGCCAGCAUACAAAAAUAUUAAUAGCGUUUCGUACGAUUCUGAGAAAAACAACUUCGGUCCAUUUCUCGGUCCUAAACAAAGCCAUUUUAAUAAUCCCACUUCAACGUCUCCUACUACCACUUAUUAUACCACUACCCGUGUUGAUCCACCCGCAAAUUUAAACACAGUUGCCUAUAAUACAAAUAUCGGUUUUAAUACACAAUCUUCAAACUAUGCAGAAAGUAAUGAAGAUGACGGACAAUAUCGACCACCCCAAGGUGAGGACGACGGUCAGUACAGGCCAGAACUCUAUGAAAGAGAUUCCGAAUUACUUUCAGGAGCACACUCAUUAAACAUAGCGGCAAGCGGCAAUAGGUUACCAGAAGAUCAAAAACAAAAUAAGAUACAGUCACAAAAGUCAUUUAAUAAAAUAUCAGCACCUCGACCAUUCAGACCUGCACCAACUCCAAGCUCAUCUUCACCAGUAACUGAAUUCUACUCGACUACUGUUAGAUUGCAAACAGAACCGCCAACACAACGAACCUUUGAUUAUUAUCAAACGUACACAACCACCUCUCGACCGUACGAAGCACCCUCUGCACAAGCAUUUACCUUUGGUCCUCCAGCUAAACAAACUACAUUAUCGGCACCCAAAGCUACUGAACGCUACCAGUCUAGGGAAACUGCUCCGCCUACAUCACCUCCCUCAUCCUAUGUAUCGAAAUCCACUCGACCACCAUAUUACGCAAAACCGAGCAAUAAAAAAGAAGAUAACAGUUACGACUACGCGUAUUACGAUUCUGACCCAGGAUUUUCAGAAUAUGACCACAUAGAAGAGUUCGGUAGAACUAAAACUAGAGUAUAAAGUGUACAUUAGUUUCUUCCACUGCCAUUACGUUAGUUGCCUCUUUAGAUUCCAACUCUAUUAUUCCAAUUAUAAAGUAAUUCUAUACUACACUACAUUUAAUAACAUAAUUAAUAGCAAAAGGAUUUUCCUUUAUUUAAUCAAAUAUUUAAUAUAUUAAGAAACAAAAAAUGAUAUGUAGAUUGUUAUUAACUUUUUAUGAUACUGACGGUAAUAGUGAUAAGUUAGCAGAUUAAAAUCCAUUUCCAUUCUUAUCUAAAGAGGCUUUUCGAUUGUAAUGUUAUCUUAAAUUAUUUUGUGAUAUUUUCGUGGAUGUUUGUAUUUCUAUAGAUUAUAAUUAGGGUAAGAUUAAUAAUAAAUAGCUAAGGUAUCUUUUCAAAUAGUCAAAAAUAUUUAUUUUGGUUUCAAAUUCUACUGCUCUCUGGUUUCUAUACAAAAAAAAAAAUCAUAAAUAAAAGUAGAUA